Molecule: messenger RNA, 1614 nt
Organism: Anopheles marshallii
Lineage: Eukaryota; Metazoa; Arthropoda; Insecta; Diptera; Culicidae
Gene: Eogt
Product: EGF domain-specific O-linked N-acetylglucosamine transferase
Exons: 3
Coding region: 1-1614 (537 amino acids)
Cellular component (GO): endoplasmic reticulum lumen
Molecular function (GO): protein N-acetylglucosaminyltransferase activity
Source: RefSeq, a predicted model, not a curated record
AUGGGAUGUGUUCGUGGCGCUGUUCUGACGAUCAGUUUAACGAUCGUGCUGCUAAUCCUACCUUAUGCAGCUUGUGAUAAGUACGAAUACAUCAACCUACCGGAAGCACAUCUUCCGAUAUACUUCAAACGGUUUCCGGCACUCGAAAAGCAAUGUACAGAAGACGAAGCGUGCCCCUAUAGGGCGGUUAUAGCAAGCCAAAGUUACCAGAACCGUAAGGAUGCCUGCUGGGGCUAUGAAGAAGGCUGUACGGAGAGGAACCGAUACGCGAACCAUACCUGCCCCGGAAGCCACAUUGGAUACGUGAAAAGCAAGCAGGCUCAGUUGGACACAUUCUAUAGCCAGGCGGAUUUCGGUUUUGUGCGGGAUCAAAUUCGCGAAAGCCGCAUCAUGUGUGAACCCCAGUUUCCGCACGAUUCGUCGCUGGAGUGCUCGAAGUAUCUACGCUUCUGUCGUGGCCGCAAUUUGAUGAUCAAUUUCACCGAUCUAGCAAACCGCCGGUCCGAACCGUUGCGCUACAAGAUGGAUGUAUUGGGGCAGGGCCAAAUCGGGGGCCACUGUCGGCUGCACGGCGAAAGGUUGCGGGACGAACUGCAGCACAUUAGUCCACUGCAAUCGUGGGGACCGGAGUUGCGGUUUUUCGAACGGCUCGAGCGGCCCCCGAUCGAGGACGGGCGGUGCGAUGUAGUGAUCGAAAAGCCGGCUUUCAUCAUGAAGAUCGAUGCCGCCAUCAAUAUGUAUCACCAUUUUUGUGAUUUUGUUAACCUGUACGCUUCGCUGCACGUGAAUCUGUCACAGCCCGGUGCCUUCGGUACGGAUACGCACGUGCUGAUCUGGGAAUCGUUCACGUACCUGUCACCGUUUGCGGAAACAUUUAAGGUGUUCACGAAGAAUCCUAUAGCGGAUUUAAAAACAUACGCCGGGAAGGUGGUGUGUUUUAGGAAUGUCGUCCUACCGUUGUUACCACGCAUGAUUUUUGGGCUCUACUACAACACUCCGAUCAUUUAUGGCUGUGAAAACAGUGGUCUCUUUCAUGCCUUUUCCGAGCAUGUUCUUCACCGGUUGAAAGUAAGAAUGUCCACACGUUCCGACGAGCGCCUUCGAAUAACGUUCCUUUCGCGUCAAACGCGCUAUCGCAGAGUGCUGAAUGAAGAUGCGCUGAUGGAUAGAAUUGAACAUAAUCCCGAUUAUCUGGUGCAGCGGGUCAGCUACGGACACGAGCUAUCAUUCAUUGAGCAGCUACGAAUCACGCGCAACAGUGAUAUCUUUAUUGGCAUGCACGGUGCCGGGUUAACGCAUCUCCUGUUCCUACCGAAGUGGGCCACCCUGUUCGAACUGUACCAUUGCGAGGAUCCUAACUGCUACCGGGAUUUGGCACGACUCCGAGGCGUCCACUAUCUCACCUGGGAACGAGAUCAUCUCGUAUACCCGGAAGGCGAAGGAAAACAUCCGGAACGUGACGAACGUCAUGCAAAGUUCACCAACUACGCGUUCGAUGUGAACGAAUUCGAGCGUUUAGUGGCGAAAGCGGCCAAACAAGUGAAGAACCACCAAGAGUUCCAGAAUUUUUUACACUCAAAAGCAAACCGUCCAGCAAAGAAAGAUGAGCUUUAG